This is a messenger RNA of Girardinichthys multiradiatus, 4423 nucleotides long. RefSeq names its product TSC22 domain family protein 2-like. Lineage: Eukaryota; Metazoa; Chordata; Actinopteri; Cyprinodontiformes; Goodeidae. Gene Ontology annotation, biological process: regulation of transcription by RNA polymerase II. The coding region runs from base 706 to 2895 and encodes 729 amino acids. The record is from RefSeq and is a predicted model, not a curated record. The transcript has 4 exons.
CUGCUUACCCACGAUGCAGCGCGGUUGCACACAACAUAGCCAUCUUGUCAGAAGAGAGGGGGAUAGCUGUCGGCGCUGCUAAGAUUAUCACUUGUUUCAAGUGGAACAUUUGGAGCUCUAUUCGCUCUUCUACGAUAGAUAGCGACAAAGUAAAGUGUUCUCGACGGACGUCCCGUCGUCGGUAAAGCAGCUGAAACGUAGGCGCGCUUAAGUGAAGAUGUCUCGUAUACUUGUACCGACGUAGAGGGGGAGUGUGCGGCGGCAGCCACUUGGCUUGAAUUGUUAGCUAGCUCAGUGAGUGAAGGGCUGCGGGGCCUCCUUAGCCUAAAGUAGCUCCUACAGCUUGGCAACACAUUCUGCGACAACGGCCGGCCGGCAACUGGACAGCCCGGGAAGCAGCAGGCCGGUCUAUAGCAGUCGUUAUCCAGGUAGCUUUUAUUGGUGUCAGGACCCGCACUGCUGGACAAGGAGACACGAAGUGUGGCGUUGAGCUUCAUGAAACGCAACAGGAGACCGAGAGAGGAAGAGGAUGGCGCAGAUUCAUCUUGAUUCCAGCUAACUAGGAAGAGGAAAACAGACCUGAGUGUGCUUUUUAAUAUGAUCGAAGCUUAGUUGGAAACAAGACGGAAAGCUUCCACCAGCUCACCGCUUUUUGACGGAGCAGAAAAACACAGCCAUACGGGACCCGGAAUCAGACUGGCCAACAUGUCGAAGAUGCCGACCAAGAAGAGCUGCUUUCAGAUCACAAGCGUGACCCAGGCCCGGCCCCCGGGUACCACCGACGACACCGAGAGUCUAGACGACCCGGACGAGUCGCGAACUGAAGAAAUGUCGACGGAAAUAUACGACGUGUCCCGGGCGGAAUACGAGCCCGCGUGUGACAGGAGUUCCUCCGAUGAAGCUCUGAAUAACGUUGGAGAGGCGGAGGCGCAAUCAAACGCACCUCAGGCCACUCAGCCGCCUGGGCCAGGAGUUAAUACGACCGGGGAGUUGAGAAAGGUUGUAACGCCUGGCUCCGUUCACGGUGGUCAGCACCAGUCGGGGAUUAGCGUGACAACUGGGUCACCCCUCAUGACUCAGCAUGGAGGGGUGCAGCAUCAGCCCCCUGCUACAGCCAGCCCCAGUGUGUCAGCUAACACAUCCUAUUCCGCUGCUGGACCGAGCUCUUCCACCUCGACAGUGAGCUGCUCAUCACGCUUCAGGGUCAUUAAACUGGAUCAUGGUACUGGAGAGCCAUUUAGAAGAGGCAGGUGGACAUGUACUGAGUUCUAUGAGAAGGACUCCGAGACUUCACAUGCUGGACGGACUGACAGUAUAAGACAUGCCAGUGUAACACUGGAUCCUGCUGCAGAUAGAGACAGUGGACUUGGACCUUCAGUGGGGUCCACAGUGUCCCCAGCCACACACUCUGGUCCUGGUUUAGGCUCCAUGGCAGAAGGAUCGCACUCUUCACUAUCGCAGCAGGUCUUGCAUCAGAGCCACAGCAGCCAGCAGCAUGGAAGCAGCAGUUCUUUCUCCAGUGUAAAUCCUACAGCUCUCCCACCUCAGUCAUCUUUGGGGGGCCUUCAGCUUCAUGGUGCUCAGAAUGUCCUUCCCAUUGGACAGAACGGCCUGCCCCACUCUGAAGUCCACCUACAGAAGUCCCCAAUGAUGCCUCCUUCCUACCCAACACAGCAGCCGGUUCCUGGGGUCCACCCUAUCACCAGCCAGUCGUCAGGACUGGUGCAGCACCAGACAGAGUAUUAUCAGCAGCCUCAGCCUGCAUCCAUUCCGCUGGGGCAUUCCGGAGGACAGUCUCUUCCAGUGUCGAGCUUCUCUGCAGUGACUGGUGGACACAUCCCUGCUCCAGUCAUGCCUCCAGUUUCUGGAGCUUCUGUUGUGAGUCAGGUUGGAGAUGCUGGUUUAGUUGUAGGGGUGUCUAUGUCUGCUGGACCACCAGUUCUUGCUGCCUUACAGCAGUCUCAGACUGUAGGGUUUGGAGUUCCUGGGGGUCCCAUGUUGGUUGGUGGAUCCACCCUCCUACAUCAGACUACAAGCCAGUACGCCCCAGCCGGACAACCUAAGCCCAUCGGCCAUUCCACGCCUUGUGGUGUGCAAAAUGUGCCUGCCAUCACCGUGGGUUCAAGCGCACCCACGAGUGUGCCCCCUGCCGUGCUCAGUGCCUCCAUUGCAACCAUGCCAAAUGUGACAACCUCCAGCUUGCCUCCUGGUCAGAUAGCGCACAGCAAGACUCCAGGGGCCUCGGUGGAGCUGGUCCUCCCAACAACCGGAUUUGGACAGGUGGAGGCAAGUGGUGGAAGGAAGUCAGAGGGCGCAGUCAUUGCACAGUCUCCUGUUGUGUCUGGAAGGGAAGCUGCAAAGCCCUUCAUGCCUGAGACCCUGCAGCUCACCACUCCUGCUGUCACUAGCCUGUUUGGAAUCCACAUACCUGUCGACGGGGAGGAGGACAGGAACCCCUCCAUGGCUUUCUACCAGGCCUUCCAGUCUGGCAGCAGAUUAAGAGACUCAAAGGCUCACAGUGAUAGUGCCUCUGGAACCAACAUUGUUGCCAUUGAUAAUAAAAUUGAACAGGCAAUGGACCUGGUGAAAAGCCAUCUGAUGUAUGCUGUGCGUGAAGAAGUGGAGGUCUUAAAGGAGCAGAUCAAGGAGCUGUUUGAGAGGAACUCUGUGCUGGAGAGGGAAAACGCUGUGCUAAAAUCUCUGGCCAACAGCGAGCAGCUGUCUCAGUUAACAGCUCAGACAGGCGCCACCGCAGCCACCCCUGGGUCCUCCUCCACCUCCACCCUCCAGCAGCUUCAGCCUGUACCCCAGCAGCUCCAGCCACCGCCCCAGCCUCAACCCCAGACUCAACUUGAUGCUAGCCAACAACCGCAGCCCAACGUCACCUCCGCUUGAAGAUCAUCUGCCCUGCUUUGAACAGGGCAGAACUAAAGAAGAGAAUCUUCUUGUACAACUUAAUCUAAUUAGUAUAUGUGAAAUUAAAAAGAAAAACACUGUCUUAGCCACCAGCUUGGCCACAAAGUACAGUGCUUGUGUGUGUGAGUGUGUGUGUUAGCAAGCAAUCGAGACUGUGUACAGGUUUUGGAAUGUAUGUGUGUGUCUGUACUGUGGGCCUUUCCAGUGUUAAUGCAAUCAAGAGUGACUGAGGGGCUUACAAGAAGUGGGACAGAGGGGAGAUUUCAGGCAGGAUAGGGUAGCUUGUCAUCAUUCAGCUUGCUCCAACGCUGGUUCACUUCUGGCUCUGAACAUGUGAUCUCUGAUCAGAACCGAUCCAAACCUCCCAGCCUGACCUGAAACUUGCUCAAAGUGGGGGUACAGAAAGCAGAGGGGUUCACUGUAUGAAAGAAACAGACAGGAAGUAGAAAAAGUGUUUAUUUUUUUAAAUGAGACAGAGUGGGGGUAGAUGGGGUUAUUUUUGCGUGGAGGCUUCAUAUCGGGAUCCGAGAACUGGGAAUCUUUUGGUUUUGGUUUUUUUUUUCCGGAGCGCCACACUGCUGCCGUUACCUUGUAUCAAGUCCAACUCUUGCAUCAGUCCCUUUUGAGUUUUACUGUUAAUAGUGUUUUAUUUAUUACAGGGCUGCUAUUUCCACAAAUGAACAAUUUCAUGAAACCUGUUAAACAGUAGCCCCUUGACUCGUUUCUUCUGUUUUUUAGUGUUUAAACAGCUCAGCCACACUUCCAGGCUGCCCUCUGUGAAGACAAAUAAAAUGUAGGCAAAGAAAAGAAAUACAAAUCUGACAAAUGUUUAACACUAACUCAGAUAUUACGCUGCAAUUGCCAAUUCUUAGCUUGAGCUCGAAUGAAUGUACAUUUUUGUAUAGUAUAAAGUAUUAGUUGACAUCAGAUGUUAAUAUAAGCCAGCAGAGGGGGCAGUUUAAGAGAAGCCAGUUAUUUCAUCUUAAACUGAAUUUAAGAGUAUUACCAUGCCCCCUGUUUACUUUCAGAUUUAUCUCCACUGGUUUUCCUGAGGGCAGGGGGGCCAAUGGGGAGAGGGGAGGGGAGAAGCUGUGAAAUCAUCCAACAUACUUCAACGUACGUCAACCAAAGAUAAAAAGCUGUGUAAAAUGAUUUUCUCUGAAAUGCACACAAUUCUUUUCUUUUUAUUUCCUCCUACACAAAAUAGUAUCGUUGCUGUUCAGCAUGUUCUGCAUGAUCCGUAACCUUCAAACCACUUUCUUACCUCAUUUUUAUUCAGCACUCUUAAUGUAAGAUAGUCUGAACAUUGUAAAUGGGUCGGGGGGGGGGGGUGUAUGUUGCCGAGCAGCAAGCUGAAAAUAAAACCUAGUGUUGCUGACACUAGUCCCAGAAAAAUGAAGUGAGCCAUGUUUUGUUCAUUUAAAUGGUGUUUGAAUUUCAUAUGCCAAUAGUUUUGUUACUUUGCAAAUUUUAUUGUAUUUAAAUAAAAGCAAUAUUUCGAUUCCAA